GAGCGGCGAUCUCCUGCCUUGAAUCUUCACAUGUCGGCCUUCCCAGAAAACAGCAACAGUGCCCUGCAGACCUACUGCCACCAGCAGGGGGUGAAGGAUGUAAUUAUCCCUGAGCUCAUGAAGAAGCUUGAUAUACUUGGCGAUAAUGGGAAUCUGAGAAAUGAAGAGCAGGUUGCUGUGAUCCAAGCUGGGACAGUCAUCUCCCUCUGUGAAAAGUGGCUAAAGCAAAUUGACAACACUGAAGCAGCUCUAACUCAGAAAAUGAUUGAUUUGGAAAAUGACAAGGAGCUGUUCAGUAAACAGAAGGGAUUUCUUGAGGAGGAGUUGGACUAUAGAAAGCAGGCUCUGGAUCAAGCCUAUAUGCGAAUUAGAGAAUUGGAGGACAGGAUUGACUUGCAAAAGAGACAAAUAAAAGAAAUAGAGGAAAAGCAUUCAUACUUUGGCCCUAACAAGAUGCUAUAUGGACCAAAAUGA
Molecule: messenger RNA, 474 nt
Organism: Boleophthalmus pectinirostris (great blue-spotted mudskipper)
Lineage: Eukaryota; Metazoa; Chordata; Actinopteri; Gobiiformes; Gobiidae
Product: janus kinase and microtubule-interacting protein 2-like
Exons: 7
Coding region: 31-474 (147 amino acids)
Molecular function (GO): microtubule binding; kinase binding; GABA receptor binding
Source: RefSeq, a predicted model, not a curated record